AUGUCAAUUCCGGGAUUUGGCGGUACUGACAUUGCUAUAGAUGACGAAUCAUCUCUAAAGUCAAUAAAUAUUCCACCUAACCACGAAUGGCGAAUAGAAGUGCCGUUUAAAAAGACUUUGAAAUUCAAAGUAUUACGGGGCAUUUUAGAAAUCAAUGGCACGGAAUUAGCCACUAAUGUCGAGAUACAAUUAUCCGGAGUUAAGUGUGCCUUGUACUCAGCUAGUAAAGAAGAAUCUGCAGUAGAGUAUCAGGUUCUUACAAAUAAGGACCAAACUAGAUUUUUGUCUUCUGAAGAUGACGAGUUCACCGAAUAUAUCAGUGGUGAAACCAAUAUGGACUCUGUGAUCAACUUAACCAUGUACAUUGAAUCGCGGAGGCAGAUUGCCAAGGAUCUAAAUGAUCCUAAUGUUUUGGGACCAAGAGUAUUGGUUAUUGGUGCUAAGCAUUCGGGAAAAACGUCACUAGUCAAGACCUUGUGUGCAUAUGCUGUGAAACUAAAUGAGUGUCCCAUAUUGGUAAAUUUAAAUCCACAAGAUGGAGUUUUCGCCCUACCGGGUUCAUUAUCGGCGACACCCGUGCUGGAUUUUUUUGAUGUUGAAAGUGUUAAUGGGUAUGGUAUGACCAGUACUACGACGGGCACGUUGGUCAAUAGCACACCGAAACAACCAUUAGUUAAAAACUUUGGGUUUUUGGAUAUUGGAGAUAAUAACAAAUUGUUUGAUUAUCAAAUUGAUAAAUUGGGGAUAUGCGUGUUGAGUAAAUUAGACAGCGACGUUAAAUGUAGGAGUAGCGGUGUUAUCAUUGAUACUCCGCCGCUCAGUAUCAAGGAUUUCAGCACCAUAUCUUCCAUUAUUGCAGAUUUCAAGGUUGAUUUAGUGGUGGUAUUGGGAAAUGAAAAAUUAAAGAUUGAUUUGGAAAAAAAAUUACUGCAUAGAAUUAGCAAUAAUGGACUAAGUAUCAUCAAGAUCAGCAAGCUGCCUGGUGUUGUUGAAUUGAAUGACCAAUUUAUUAGAAUGACUCAAGAACAAACAAUAAGGGAGUAUUUCAAUGGAAAUUUCAAGAAUAGAUUAUCUCCUUUCAAGACGGAAAUUGAUAUCACAGGGUUAUCGAUAUAUAAAGGGGUUGUAACGAAAGAUUUGGAAUCUUCUUUGGCCUUUUUACCAGAAGGUGACGACUUUGAGCAUGAUGCGGAUGGCGAAGCAAAUGAUGAAUUGAAAGAAUAUUAUCAAGUUUUAGAGACGCCAUUCUCCUCUAACUUGGAUAAUUCAAUAAUCGCCGUAUCACAUUUGGCACAAGAACAUAGCGGCAAUUUAAGUGUUGGUGGUGGUGGUGGUAGUGUAAUGGGGAAGGAAUUGUUAAACUCCUCGGUGUUAGGAUAUGUGCAUGUUUCAAAAGUUGAUGACGAUAAAAAGAGAUUAAAGGUUUUGUUACCAUUCCCAGGCGUGUUUCCUAGAAACGUGUUGAUCUCUACAAAUAUAGGAUAUAAUGAAUAA
This is a messenger RNA of Lodderomyces oxycetoniae, 1494 nucleotides long. Its product is annotated as cleavage polyadenylation factor subunit. Gene Ontology annotation, molecular function: polynucleotide 5'-hydroxyl-kinase activity. Gene Ontology annotation, biological process: tRNA splicing, via endonucleolytic cleavage and ligation. The transcript has a single exon. The record is from RefSeq and is a predicted model, not a curated record. Gene Ontology annotation, cellular component: nucleus; mRNA cleavage factor complex. NCBI's taxonomy places the organism in Eukaryota, Fungi, Ascomycota, Pichiomycetes, Serinales, Debaryomycetaceae. Bases 1 to 1494 code for a protein of 497 amino acids.